GACAUUACGAACAGACGGCGCACUUUAAAACGUGCGUGGACUACUGACUGGGAUACUGGAAGAGCCUCAGGCUAAAGAAAACCCCCACGAACUUAAUUAAAGCAGAGACCCCUUGGAGGAAUGCAUUUCGCUGGAGACUAACUCUCCGGCAGCGACAGCAGAUAGGGUGAAUACAGCUGAAUACGAAAAAGAAAACGGGGCUGUUUCUGCUGCGACUCGCCUCUCCGCCCCGGCGCGACAGAGAAGUUUUCCGGGCUCAUUCCUCUCACGUGUGGGGAGGCGGGGUGUCGUCCCGGGGGGGGGGUGCGUGACGCAGGCAGCGCGGCAGCCAAUCCGGGCGCCGCACCCGCCGCGCGGCGAGCAGCACUAGAGUCGCUGUUCCUUCAGCACCACGGAGAGUUGCUGCCGGCCUGAGCUCUACUCCGCCAGCACCUGUGCGCCCGGCUGGGGAAGCUUCUUAGUGCGGGAACUUUUCCUUGAACCCAAAAGAGGAUACAUUACCGUCUCUGAGUUCGGGGAGCACCCACCCCAGAGUAAGAACACUCUUGGCAUCUCUUUUUGCUGCCAUGAAACCAUUUCUCUUGCACAAUACGAAUUGAAGUUGUAAGCCGCUGACACUUAUCUCGUAUCUUUUCGCCUGGUGGGUUUUUUUUAUUAUCAUCAUCGCCAACACCGCUUUAACUGUAUAUUAUUAAGUGCUUCAAACGGCCCGUUUCAAUGUUUGAUCUGCUUCAACUCCGCUUGGAUUCUGGAAACACGUAGCAGAGACGCAUCUCCGGGUUUUCCUUGAAAUUUCUUUUUUUAUUUUUACAAAUUUCAAGCUCCUGAACAGUUAUUUGGGUGGUACUGUAUAUAUCUGUUUUAAAACAGAUGUUUUUUUCCUCUGAGACGCCUAUGGUUCAGUGGAUCUGCUGUUAAGAUUUCCUCGCCCUCAGCCUGAACCCCACAGUCGCCGUCCUCCUCGCAGGCAUGCUCGCCUUCCUAGCUGGGAUCCUGUGCUUUGUCGUGCUCGGGGGAGGCCGGGCGACCCGAGCCCAGGACACCACAGGCACCCGCUUUGUCUGCACCUCCAUCCCCGUAGGCGCUGACCCCAGCUGCCCGCUGCCCCCCGCGGCCGUGCACAGCCCCGGCGCCCAGGAGGAAGAGCUGAAGAGCACCGUCAUGCAGCUCCGGGAGACCAUCCUGCAGCAGAAGGAGACCAUCGGCAGCCAGCGGGACACCAUCAAGGAGCUGACGGGCAAGCUGUCCCGCUGCGAGGCGGCCGCCCAGGGCCCCCGGCUGGACAGCCGGCUCGGCGGCCAGGGCGCGUGGAGGAAGGACUUCAACAAGAACACGAUGGGGGACCUCCCGCGGGACCCCGCCGAGACCAUCGACCACCUCGGCAAGACGGUGCAGAGCCUGAAGGACCGGCUGGAGAGCCUGGAGCAGCAGCAGAUGCGAGUCAACGUCUCGGGUGCAUCUUUUCCCAACGAGCUCCGCGACCUGCUCCAGCGGAGGCUCGGAGACUUGGAGAACCAGCUUCUGAGCAAGGUGGCCGAACUGGAGGACGAGAAGUCCCUGCUGUACAACGAGACGGCGGCCCACCGCCAGAGAACAGAGAGCACGCUCAAGUCCCUGAUCGGGAGGAUCGACGAGCUGGAGAAAGGUAACAGCAGGUUCAAGUCCCCAGAGGCCUUCAAGGUGUCCCUGCCUCUGCGCACCAACUACCUGUACGGGCGGAUCAAGAAGAGCCUGCCGGAGCUGUAUGCCUUCACCGUGUGCAUGUGGCUGAAGUCCAGCGCCAGCCCUGGCGUCGGGACGCCCUUCUCCUACGGCGUGCCGGGGCAGGCCAACGAGAUCGUGCUCAUCGAGUGGGGCAACAACCCCAUAGAGCUGCUCAUCAACGACAAGGUGGCUCAGCUCCCUCUGUCAGUCAGCGAUGGCAGGUGGCACCACAUCUGCAUCACCUGGACAACCAGAGACGGGCUGUGGGAAGCCUACCAGGAUGGAGAGAUGCUGGGCUCUGGGGAGAAUCUGGCCCCCUGGCACCCAAUUAAGCCUGGUGGAGUCAUUAUCCUGGGCCAGGAGCAGGACACUGUAGGAGGGAGGUUUGAUGCCACGCAGGCCUUUGUGGGGGAGCUGAGCCAGUUCAACAUGUGGGACCGUGUCCUGCGACCGCUGGACAUCGUCAGCAUGGCCAACUGCUCCUCCUACAUGCCCGGCAACAUCAUCCCCUGGGUCGACAACAUCGUCGAAGUGUUCGGUGGCGCCACCAAGUGGGCACUGGAGAUGUGCGAAGACCGGCUUUUUGAUUCGUAACUGUUGCAGUCUUUGACCAGACACUCCCCUCUCCUUUUCCCCUCCUAAGCAUCGAGAGACAAUCCUCCCGAAGACACCUCAUUUAAGACGAGAACUUGGACCUGGUGUUUGGGUAACUGGGUAGGCCAAGAUCUAGAGUAAGGGUUUCACUGUGUUUAUACAUACCAGCAUACUUUAUCAAAAGCCAGAUGAAUUUGACACAAAAUCAGUCUGAACAUUUACAUGAACUUCAUUCUUUUUUCAUUUUUUUGGUACACUGGCUUUACAUUUGUGAUGGAUUGGAAAAAAUGGUGCCACUGGAGAAUAUAUUUUCAUUUUCAAACGUCUGUUUAAGAGAGAAGUUUUUUGUGUGUUUUUGCUGUUUUUCAGCAGACUGUGUGAAAACAGGAAGGGAAUGGAUUUUGUCUUUAGACACGCAUAGUUUUUUGUACCUACAGGGUUUUAUAUAAUAUUGCACCAUAUAUGAGUUUAAUGUCUGCACAAGCAAAUACAGUAUUCUGUACUCAACCGAGGCAAGACCACAGGACAGGAUUAGAAUUUGUUCUACACUGUGUUGUGCUUUUCUACUCUAAAUCUAGACAUCCAUAUAUUUUCAUAGAACAAAAACAACAAAUGCGUGAAUUUCUAGUGAAAAACAGCAAAAAUGCAGAUGAAAUGGAGUAUAAACGUACCACUGCAGAUAUCCGUCACUGGCCCCUGUUGCAGAAACCUGGUCAAGGUGGCGAGAGGUCAGAGCGCGGUGGUCUUCGGCUUCAGGAGGCCCAGUUAACUCCGCUGCUCCGACUCCGAAGGCCCAGGGCUGCAGAUCCACAUUCAGAACUCGCCCCUCUUCCCCACCCAGUGGGCCAUUUGAGCUGUGCCUCAGUAGUGUUACUGCUGGCUGUUUGUGGCAGGAGACAGUAAACCCUCUGAGAGCUUGCUGCUCAUACCAUUUUGCAUUUUUUUUAAAGUUUCAAAUCCCCUCUCUUGGUGUUGUCCAGUGUUUUUGCAACUCAUGUACUGAUGUUUUGGUGUAUGUUAUCCAUCUUUUAAGAGAGGUUUGGAAUGCCAAAUGUGAACAUUUCUAUCCUUUUAAAUAUUUCUAUCCCGUCUGUACACAUCUGAUACAGUACGAUCCCCAUCCUCUCUCCAUGUGCCGUUCAGAGCUAUCCUGGGUGGUUUAGAAUGGGACGGGCUGAACAGAACGAAUGUCGCAGCUCAGGAAUCCUGGGACAGGACAGGCUGGAUGCCAAGCGAAAUGCCUUACUUGAUGAUUUAAAGAAACUGGGCUCAUAUCCAGGACAGUUGUGCUUUCUUAAGUGGUUAGUUACGCCCCACACGCAUGCAAUUGUUAACAGUGCUGUAGCACAGAAUCAUGAGAUGUUAGGCUUUAACACAUACUGUGUUCAAGAUAUAGUCUGUUUCUGUAACCUCCUUCUCCUGCUACUAAUUUGAACACAUGCAUGAGCACAUUUCUGCAUUAGGACUAUAAAGACAAAGAGGCUCGGUCACUGCCUGAAGGAUUUCUUCAUUCAUGCAGCUACAGAGAUGUAAAGGGUCACUGACUGCAGACCUCCUGCUCUGAGUUUGCGGUGAAGGCUGAGGUGUCUGUUUCAAGACGGUGCAGAUACUCUCCACUGUUGGCAUCAGUAUGCAAGCCACAGGGACCCCAGAACUGCACCUCCACAAGGAAGCACAGGGGGCUCCAGCCUGCAGAGCUCUGCUUAGGGUCCAGGGGGUGACUACACUCCUUUGAGUCAAAAUUAUCUGCAGUUAAUAAAGAAGAAAUCUAUUUUUGUUUUCCUUUUUAGGACACUUAGGUUCUGUGGUUUAAAUCUCCUGAUCUGAUGCCAAAUUAGUUUAACAUACAAACACUGUUAGAAGUCAUAUCUUCUUUGUUAUCUAGUAUGAAGACCUAGUAUCUAGAUCAGCGCUAGACAUCCAGUUUGCAUGGUAGAUCAGGGCGAAUUCUCAAGCCUUUGGCUGCAGUGUCUUAUGAGAAUUCUGGCACAUUCUGUACGUACAUUUUCAAAUCUCAGUCUUUUUACUCUUGCAGAAAAAGCUUUGUUCGGAAAUAAACAGUGGAGUCCAUUUUAUGGCAUAAAACCAUGUUUCUGCACACUGAGUAAAAUAUAAUGGUCUUAAUGUACCUGUGUAAAAACCCCUUCCCCAUCUUGAUAUUUGCACAUUAUUACCUCUUUUUGCAAAUAAAACAAAAAAGGGCAUAUAUAAUUUAUAUAUAUCUAGGAAAAGUACUAGUUUUCCACAAUACCAAAUAAAUAUUAAAAACAUUUUAAAGUGUAACUAUUGAAAAUAUAAUUAGAGUAAUAUAUCACUAUUCAUGAGUUUAGCAAAUAUAUUUACAGAAGCAGCUGUUAGUUAGAACCAGGAAAAUGAUUAUCUUUCCUGUUCAUGUUCUUUGAACCUCUGUUUUGAAAUUUUAUAUGUGUAUUAUUUUUUCAGAAAACAAGCAUCAAAGAGAUGUGGGAAUUUACUGAGCUGUACAGUAUGUGCACAGGCCUGUAAAAGGGUGACAUGAUUUUAAAUAAAGAAUACCAGAGAUAGUUGUGUUUGUUAGACUAAUGGCCUUUUUCAUGAGCACGAAGUGCCAAAUAAGAAGCUCCAGGUAUGUCGGUAAAGUAAACCUUUUCUUCUGCCAAUGAGGGAAAUGAGACGUCUGUGGAGGAAGGACACAGAAAACACAAAACUCAUUCAGCUUUUGUUAAGGUUAUUUUGUUUCUUCACAUGCUGUGUCUGUUGCUCGUUUCUUGACGCUGUAAACCGUGUUCUUGAGACUCAUUGUGCUUGGUUGAGAUGCUUAAGGAUGUUGUUUUACAGGCUCUACAAUUACCUGUGCAAAAUGUCCUCUGAAGUAAAGGCAUAGCUUUUUCUUCUCUACCCAUCCAUUAAAGGCAAGAUUAAAAAAA
Molecule: messenger RNA, 5204 nt
Organism: Lepisosteus oculatus (spotted gar)
Lineage: Eukaryota; Metazoa; Chordata; Actinopteri; Semionotiformes; Lepisosteidae
Gene: nptx2a
Product: neuronal pentraxin 2a
Source: RefSeq, a predicted model, not a curated record